UGUUUGGUUGGAUGAGCUGUUGCUCCUGCUGUUGACCACUGAGUGGGUGAGAGACCUCCCUCAGAAUGAACCUGCGUUGUUGCAUUUCAGACAGAAUGAAAGCAGCAGAAAUGAAGAUCAUCAACCAGGGCCUGGAGGACGAGAUGGAGGUGUGGGGCUACCGGCCCUGCCUGUGGAAGAGGGUCCUGGUGGGAGUCGGGGUUGUGUGCUCCGGCGGCCUCCUGCUGCUCCUGCUCUACUGGCUGCCCGAGUGGGGAGUGAAGGGAACCUGCACACACACCUCCCUGAGGGAGGCUCACACACUGCUGCUCAGGACCACGGAUGAAUUCAGACAGUGGUUUCGAGCCAAAGUACACGUCAUGCUGGCUCCGGGGAAGAAACCCUUCGAUGAUCUGGGUCUUCCGCUGCCAAAUGGAGACGGAGACCUCAGCGUCGGUGCUGCACAGGAGAAGUUUCCUCACAGGAAGCACACUCUGAUCCACUACUUCACCCACCACAGCACUAAAUACUACUGGAAUGAUGUGAUACAGAACUUUGAAUUGUAUAAAGGCCUGGAGGAUCUGAAUGUGAGCUGUGCAGGAGUGCAUUCUGACCACAGCUCUGGGCUUUCUAAAGCUCUGCAGGACUUCAGGAGGUUGUUUUUUGGCGAGAAUGAGAUCGCCGUCCGAGUGCCAUCUUUGUUCAAGCUGCUCAUAAAGGAGGUCUUGAACCCUUUUUACAUCUUCCAGCUCUUCAGUGUUAUUUUGUGGAGCACUGAGGAGUACUACUAUUACGCCAGCGCCAUAGUUUUCAUGUCAGUCAUUUCCAUUGCUACCUCAUUAUACACCAUUAAGAAGCAAUAUGUCAUGCUACACGACAUGGUGGCGGCUCACAGCGUGGUCCGCGUCUCGGUCUGCAGGGGGAGUGACGACAUCGAAGAGGCCAUGUCGACGGAGCUGGUGCCUGGUGACGUUAUCACCGUCCCGGCCAAUGGGAUGAUAAUGCCCUGCGACGCCGUCCUGGUCCAGGGGACCUGCAUCGUGAACGAGAGCAUGCUGACAGGAGAGAGCGUCCCGGUCACCAAGACAAGCCUGCCGUGCGCCGGCGAGGAGGCGGCGGCGGAAUACAGCCCGGACGAGCACAAGAGACACACCCUGUUCUGUGGCACCGUCGUCCUCCAGACCCGCUUCUACACCGGGGAGGCGGUGAAGGCCGUCGUGGUCCGAACGGGGUUUUGCACGGAGAAGGGCCAGCUGGUGCGCUCCAUCCUUUACCCCAAACCCACCGACUUCAGGCUGUACCGCGAUGCCUACCUCUUCCUGCUGUGCCUGGUCGGCGUGGCGAUGAUCGGCUUCAUCUACACCAUCGCCCUCAGCAUCAUGAACAAGGUUGACGCUAAAACCAUCGUUACUGAAUCGCUGGACAUCAUCACGAUCACCAUCCCCCCCGCCUUGCCUGCAGCCAUGACGGCCGGGAUCGUGUACGCACAGCGCCGUCUGAAGAAAGUGGGCAUCUUCUGCAUCAGUCCCCAGAGGAUCAACAUGUGUGGCCAACUUAACCUGGUCUGUUUUGACAAGACUGGGACUCUGACUGAGGACGGUUUGGACCUGUGGGGGAUUCACAUGGCUGAAGAUGGCAGCUUUUCCUCACCAGAGUCUGAGGCAUCUAAACGAAGCCUGGUGAACACCACGUUUGUGGCCUGCAUGGCAGCCUGUCACUCUCUGACCACGAUCGAUGGACAGCUCUCCGGAGACCCUCUGGACCUCAAGAUGUUCGGCGCCACCGGCUGGACCUUGGAGGAGCCCACAGAGGAGGAAACCGCCCUCCACAACCCCAUAAUGCCCACCGUCGUACGGCCUCCGAAGCACAGCAGCCCUCAAACCACGCAGAACGACGCGCUGCCUCAAAACGUGUCCAGUGAGAUCGGCAUCGUGCGGCAGUUCCCCUUCUCGUCGGCGCUGCAGAGGAUGAGUGUGGUGGUCCGGAGGUUGGGCCAGAAACACAUGGACGCCUUCCUGAAAGGGGCGCCGGAGGUGGUGGCCGGUCUCUGCAAACAGCACACAGUGCCGCAGAGUUUCACACAGACGCUGGAGACCUACACCCGGCAGGGCUUCAGGGUUAUCGCCCUGGCUCAUCGACAGCUGGAGUCUAAACUCUCCUGGCACAGAGUCCAGAGCCUCAGCAGGGAGCUGAUAGAAACCAACAUGGAGUUUCUCGGUUUAGUCAUCAUGCAGAACAAAAUCAAAGAGCAGACCGCCAGCGUUUUGUGUGAAUUGCAUCGAGCCGACAUCCGCACGCUGAUGGUCACAGGUGACAACAUGCUGACAGCAAUUUCGGUGGCUCGUGACUGCGGGAUGAUCCGUCCUCAUGAGAGGGUCAUCAUCGCCGACGCCGCGCCUCCGACCGACUCCCAGCCGGCCAGCAUCACCUGGAACUACACCGAGAGCGCCGCACAGCCGGGAGGAAACGAAACUGUGGAGAUAAACGUGGACGACGGGACUUAUCACUUCGCUGUGAAUGGAAAAGCUUUUGCAGUCAUCACUGAGCACUUCCCUCAGCUGGUCCACAAGCUCGUGCUGAGAGCCUCGGUGUUUGCUCGCAUGGCUCCAGACCAGAAGACUCAGUUGGUGGAAGUCCUGCAGAGCCUUGACUACACCGUCGGGAUGUGUGGUGAUGGUGCUAAUGACUGUGGAGCCCUGAAGCGAGCUCACAGUGGGAUCUCUCUGUCUGAGCUGGAGGCCUCGGUCGCUGCUCCCUUCACCUCCUCAGCCUCAAACAUCUCGUGUGUCCCCAACCUCAUCAGGGAGGGACGAGCCGCACUCAUCACGUCAUUCUGCGUCUUUAAGUUCAUGGCGCUCGCCAGCAUCAUCCAGUACAUGUCCGUCCUCUUCCUCUACUCGAUUCUAAGCAACUUGGGAGACUUCCAGUUCCUCUUCAUCGACAUCGCCAUCAUCCUCAUCACCGUCUUUACAAUGAGUCUGAAUCCGGCGUGGAAGGAGCUGGUGUUGCGGCGCCCGCCGUCCAGUUUGAUCUCAGGUCCUCUGCUCUUCUCGGUUCUGACGCAGAUCUUCACCUGCCUCGCCUUCCAGGCCCUCGCCUUCUUCUUGGUGCAGCAGCAGGGCUGGUACGAGACGUGGACGCCCCAGUCUGAUGCCUGCAAUGUUUCCAGGUGGAGCGACUCUCACAGCGUGAACGAAACGGGCAGCCACGACCACAAGAACAUCCGGAACUAUGAGAACACCUCCCUCUUCUACGUGUCGUGCUUCCAGUAUCUGGCCGUGGUCAUCGUCUUCUCCAAAGGAAAACCCUUCAGACAGCCCAGCUACAAGAACUGGCCGUUCAUGCUGUCCUGCGUCGCCCUGUACUCCUUCCUCCUCGUCAUCCUGCUCCAUCCUGUCCCCGCCAUCGACGGCUUCCUGGAGAUCGUCUGCAUCCCCCACGACUGGCGCGUCACUCUGGUCCUCAUUAUCCUCGGGAACGCAGCCGUCUGUCUCACGUUUGAGAUUUUGAUCCUUGACAACAUCUUGUGGAGGCUAGUUUUCAGAGACAGGUUUCAAGGGGCAGCUGGCAGCGCGGGGCCCCCGCUGGCCCGCACGCCGCAGGAGGCCAACGACCGCUGGGCUGCGUCCCUCCUCCCCCGGGUGUUUUGUCGCAGAAACCGGCCCCCCCGGGUGCGCUACCGGCAGCUGGCUCUGAAACUGCAGGAAGACGCCGACUGGCCCCCCAAACCCUCCACCACCGUCUACGCCAGCGAGCCGCAGACCUGCCUGUCGGAGCGCCUCUGACCCGUCGCCACACACUGAUUGCUGGAGCGAUGGAGGCUCGGAGGACGCAUUCACAAAGGAAGGUGGAGGACUCACACUGUUCUAAUGAUGAGCUAUGAGUGACCAGACCGGACUGAUGGAUUGGGGUUUUUUUUUAUCUACACUGCUGUAACAUGUACCAGAAAAAAAGUUCGCCUUUUUUCAGUAUUUCUUGAUAUAUUUUGUUUUUAACUUGUUGGGGUUGUGCCAGAUCUGGAAGUGUGCCAAUGAUCCAAAUACCUCCGUUUCAUUGCUUGGUUUCCUCACGAUGCUGAUCCAGAGUAGACGUUUCAUCCAGACUAACGCUAAAGCUUCACAUUGAUCUGCAGCCCCGAGAGGAUUCUGACCAUUUCUUAACACGCAACAAGUAGAAAAAUGAGAAUAUAGUGCAUCAAACGAGACGAAUAUUCAUCAUACAAGACGCACCUGCCACACAGAACCCAUCGUCCUGGGUAAUGGGUAGAUCACAGAAUGGAGUUCAGUCGAACUUAAAGGUAACUGGGAAGGGAAGCACAGCACCAGAGUUUGAUUCCCUGAGUGUCACAUCAGACCACCCAUUGUUUAUUUUUUUUUUUUCAGUGCUUCGGGUUUCUGAUUCAAACGAGGCUCGUUUUUCAUCCAGUCUGCUGUUUUCCCAUCACUCAGUUGCUGCUGUAACAUCAGGACUGUAAAUGGCCAAUCGGCCUCAGAGGAUCAUGGGAGUCAUGUUGGAUUUCCUGAGCUCGCCUCAUGCUGUUGUUUGUUUGACUAAACACUUCACCGCUGCAUUUAUUUUUCUUCGUGGAGUUGCUUCGGUUAAAAUUUCUUCCUGUGGGAGAGAGAUGUGGAAACCAAUGUGUCCCUUUUUUUUUUUUUUUUUUUUUAGUGCCAGAGGAAACCAAAAUGAAAUGUCCCAUGAAUGCAUCCAAUAAUAUCUGUGCCCCGUUUUUGAAAUUUUAAAUGUAAUCUUGAAAUACCGUUCACUACAUUGCUCAGCAUCACAACAGGUACGCUGCAAAACUGAUGAAUUAACCGACUGAUGUCGAUCACCGACACGUCUCACUGUGAAAAAGUUGAUUUAAAAAGGCCUGAUUUUUAUAUUUCUUAUGUAACUCUGUCAUAGACAUAUUUUUCUAGUCAAUUUUAUAAAACAGUGUAAUAAAUGAUACUGUAAUUUUUUUUUAACGGAAUUUCUAAUCGUCUUACUGCUUAUUUUAUU
Messenger RNA from Salarias fasciatus (jewelled blenny), 4980 nucleotides. RefSeq names its product probable cation-transporting ATPase 13A3. The record is from RefSeq and is a predicted model, not a curated record. The coding region runs from base 66 to 3764 and encodes 1232 amino acids. Gene Ontology annotation, cellular component: late endosome membrane. The transcript has 32 exons. Gene Ontology annotation, molecular function: ATP binding; polyamine transmembrane transporter activity; P-type ion transporter activity. Gene Ontology annotation, biological process: intracellular calcium ion homeostasis; polyamine transmembrane transport. Lineage: Eukaryota; Metazoa; Chordata; Actinopteri; Blenniiformes; Blenniidae.